This is a messenger RNA of Tinamus guttatus (white-throated tinamou), 2421 nucleotides long. The record is from RefSeq and is a predicted model, not a curated record. Lineage: Eukaryota; Metazoa; Chordata; Aves; Tinamiformes; Tinamidae.
CACGUGAGGAUGUGCAAGAAGAUCGCGCAGCUCACCAAGGUGAUAUAUGCUCUGAACACUAAGAAUGAUGAACAUGAGGCUAAUAUACAGGCUCUGAAAGAUGCACAUGAAGAAGAAAUUCAGCACAUUCGUGCUGAGACAAGGAAAACAAUCCUGCAGUAUAAAUGCAAAGCUGAAGAAGAACAGUUGCUUAGAAAGCGUAUCCAAGUCCUUGAAGAUGCAGUAGACCAACACAAGAGACUAAAAGAAGAAGCCCUAGCAGAGUUAACCCUGUUCAAGAAGCAGCUGAAAGAAAAAGAGCUGAGAAUCGAUGUAAAACAAGCAGAGAUGAUCCUUUCCACAGACACAGUGGAUACCAAUGCAGACUUUGAAAAUAAACUCUUACAUUUAUAUCAGCAGCAUGAGGGCCUGUUAGAUGAAUGCAAAGCAACCAGGGAGAACUCGGAUACACGAGAGAUUUUAGAUGAAAAACACAGUGUGGAAGGACAAGCUCUGAUUAACGAGAUGGAAAGCCUGAAGAGUGAGAACCAGAGAGUCACAGAAGAGUGUACACAGAAAACCAGCCAACUGCAAGGCUCCUAUGAGACAGAAAAAGAGACUUUACAAAAAGCUAUGCAGCAAUCCAUGGCAGAGCAGCAGAAGAAUUGUCAACAAAGAGAAUUGGAGCAAAGGAAGAGCUUAGAGGCUCAGGAAGUUUUUUUGCUGCAGCAGGUAAAGAAACUGGAGGUAGACAUGGAGGAGAAAGCCUGGAAGGUAAAUGAGAGGAAGAAACACUCUCAGAAGAUGAAAGAAAGAGUACAGGUAUUUCCCAUGUCAUUCAUACUAGAAAUUCCACAAGUUAUUUAUGCUCUUUUAAAUGCAAAUUUUGCUAUUAUGGAAGGGAUGGGAGCUAUAUUGAAUUCCCAGAACAAAGCCAUUAAUGAGGUAGAUGAACUGAAGAGUCAAAUAAUAGAGCUGCAGCAAAAGACUUCUAUCGAACAGAUCCAAAGCAAGAGACACUGUAGAGACAUAUGUUUGAGAAUUAUUAUAUCUAUUUUCCAGAUUGAAAAAUUGAGCUAUGGAGAUUCAAUUGCUAGAGAUGCAGUGGUAAUGCUGCAAGUGGCUCAGCUGAAGCAAAUGUUAGACCAACAAGCAAGCAAUUUCAAAGAGUCACUGAAGAAACAUGACCUACAGUCCAUCAAAGAAAAAGAGAAACUUUUGCAGGAUCUUCAAAACACCAUUAAAGAAAAUCAGAAUGUUAAGCUGCAGCUGGAGGCAUCACAUCAAAAAAUCUUAAAAAUGUUAGAGAAAAGCAAAAAUCGGGAGCUCAAGGAGGCAGAAGAGCGUUUGAAAAAGGAAUUUAAUGAGACUUUCAAGACCCAACAUCAGUCUCCUAAGCUGGAAAUACAAACCUUGGAGGAGAGAGCAAAAAAAGAAUUACAUGAUGAACUGGAGCAGAUACAGAAGCAGCAAACUCUGUUGCUAGGAUGUGCAAGGCUGGAGCUUUGUGAGCAGCAGACAGUGUGCACGAGGCUCAGACAGCAGAUCCAAGGCCUGCAGGAGGAGCUGCGCGCCGCGAGAGCGCUGGGGAAGCAGCAGGAAGGAAGUAGCCAGAGCCAGAUCAGAUCUCUUCACGAUGAACUGGAAAAAAGCCAGCAUGAAGUUUCUGGUCUCAGGGAAGAGAAUUUACUUCUGAAGGACACAAUGGAGCUACUCAGUGCAGAACUGGGGUCGCAGAAGCAAGAAGCUGCACAGCUUCAGGACAGGGAGAAACAGCACAGAAGGUUACUGAUAGAAGACCUCCAAGUGAAGCAUAAUAAAGAACUCGACUCACUGAAACAGAAUCACCAGAAGGAAAUCGCAAACAUGUUAUCUGAUUUCAGGAGCACUCGGGCACAUCUCCAAGCAAAAAUUUCCUCCUUAGAGACUGAACUUAAAGGAUUAGAAGAAAAGUCAAGAAAGCUGGAGUCCAGAGCAGAAGAUAAACACCUUAUAAGCUGCUUGCAAGAUCAAAUAAGCGAGAGAGAAGAGAUUAUCGAGCAACUUGUGGAAGGAAGGAAGUUUCAGCAUUCACUUUUGGCCAACACUGAAUCCUAUAGGAAUCGAUCCUUUUCUUUCAACCCUAACCUGGGAUGUUUGACUCCUUCCAUGAAGCAGAAGAAACUGGAUGGGGGGCCCAGCCGUGUCAUCAGUGUUCCGAAUUUAGCCUCCUAUGCAAAGAGCUUCUUGAGCUGUGACUUGGGAUCAAGAGGAAGUGCUCCCCAAAUUCCCAAAUCUACAAGCCUGGAGCAGAGCUGCCUCAGAAUGGGCUCCCCAGCAGCCAAGGCCUCGGGAAGCAGAGCUGCCACAAGGGCACACGGCAAUGAAGCACUGCAGAACAAAGAUGACCAAAAACGAAGCCAUCAGCAUCAGGAAUGGUUUAUGAAAUACUUCUCCUUCUAA